Wyeomyia smithii (pitcher-plant mosquito) is the source of this 1670-nucleotide messenger RNA. RefSeq lists its product as uncharacterized. The record is from RefSeq and is a predicted model, not a curated record. Gene Ontology annotation, molecular function: serine-type endopeptidase inhibitor activity; protein binding. Lineage: Eukaryota; Metazoa; Arthropoda; Insecta; Diptera; Culicidae. The coding region runs from base 370 to 861 and encodes 163 amino acids. The transcript has 4 exons.
UUAUAUCAUCAUAGCCAUCAGAGCGCGCGAUGUAAACCCAUCAUCAAUGGUUCGGUGUUACAGAAGUUUUAAAAGGCUUAGACGACGGGUUGAAGGUAUCGCGGUCAGAUAUGGAACGAAUUAAUAUUAGUUUACGUUGAUCCUCCGCUAGCGCUGGACGCUACUGGAUAACUUUGGCGGCAGUUUUGCCAUUUUCGGCCGUAAUCGACCAACAAAAACGGCACUAAUCCGAGAGCGAGAGUGUUUUGUGUUGUUGGAUUUUGGCGGGGUGAAAAGCAAGAGUGAAACUGCAACGCACGAGUUGCUGGCUUUGCGUCGCGCGCUGCCGGAGAUCUUAGCUAAGAGUGCGCUUAGUUAUCUUUCGACAAAAUGCGACCCCUUGAUCGCGCGGCUGUACUUGUGAUUGCACACAUCAUGCUACUGGCGCAGAUUCAUACGUCUGAAAGCUCACGUGUGAAGCGGCAGUCCAACCGAAGUCCCUUCAGUGUUUAUUCCGCACCUUUAAAGAACAAAUUCGUUCGAAACCGUCCACUGCCAUCCGGUUUGGUAACUACCAUCGAAUCUGUUCAGCCGACCACAUUUUCAGCGACACCAGUCAGUGUCAAUAACUUCAACGGCGAUCUAUCGACGAUUCUGACUAGAAGACCACCACAUCUAACGCUUCCUCCCCCGUUCGAGGCAGAGGCUCCUUCCAGAUCCCGCGAAUUUUACAGUUGUAUGUCCAGUUGCCUCACGUUGAGUCACUACAACCCGGUUUGCGGAACCGAUCACACAACCUACCACAACGUGUACAAGUUGGACUGUGCUAAUCGAUGCGGGGCAAGACCUAGCGUGCGAGUACGAAAACCCGGUAUAUGCUAGAAGCUGUUUUGGCUAAUGAACCUAUGGAUGCAGAUUUACGAUAGAAUGGAAAUAGAUUCAAUGUUAAGGGCGGCUAUUUUAUUUUUCGUGAACUUUAAGUACUUUGCUUUAUUAAUACCACUUGUCAAAAACUUUGGUAAAGUUUUUACCAGCAUAUUGCAGGAGAGAAAAACACAAAAGUAAAAAAUACGACCGAAUAACCUAAAACGAAGAAGUAUUAAAAAUUAAUCAUAUAGACGUAGAAAGGUCAGCAAGAUUCCAGGACCUAUUCCUAGCCAAAAGGUUAAACAUAAUGUAAUACAGCAUUUUACUCGAGAUAACACGAAGAAACGUCAUUUCCAGAGUAAAUCAAUAAAAAUGUGUGAACCUAAAAGGAAUAUUAUUGUCCCAACGGUUUUCUGCACGGAAACGAGACAUUUACUUUUUCACGUUUACGGAAUUGCUUGUCAUCAUGAAACAAUAGGGGUCUUCACAUCGAGCUCGUAUACGAAUAUCCAGCCGUAAACUGUGUAUCUUCCAUUACUCGUCAAUGGAGGUGAGUAUUUUUACGGCUGGGUAUUUGUUUACGAGCUAGACAAGAAUGGUAUUCAUAAUAACUUUCUGCAUCCUAGAGGUUAAUAAGGAAAAUGUCAAAUGGACUGGAUGUCCUUAAGGCACACUUGCUCUGACAGGAAAUCUUCUCGAAUUUGGAAUUCUGAUGGACAACUUGUAAAGUUGCAUUAGUUGAAUAAUUUUAAAAAUUGAGAUUAUAAUGUUUAGAAAAUUAAAAGUUAACAAUUUCGCUUUCAAUCCUUCAUGCCAAACACUGU